UCUCACUUGGAAUGUUGUACAUUAUACAGUUUUGAGCAUUGCAAUCUAGUGACACCAACAAACUGAAUCAAGUUCAGAGGAUGACAAUAAUGGAAAUGAAAUUCUGUGAGUACCCUUUUUUUAAAAUAAAAAAAAAGAGAGAGAGAGAGAGAGAGAGAGAGAGAGAGAGAGAGAGAGAGAGAGGUAAAAUUGAUAUGUCCAGUUUUCAGAAGAGGGAAUGGACUUGCUUCCUAUUGCUUUGGAGGGCAACCAGUGGGUUGAACCUACAAAGAAGAUUCAUUUUAAAUAUUAUGAGAAAUUUCCCAAUGAUAAGAGCUGUCAGUCAAUGAAAUAGGUUGGCUAGAAAUUGUUCUACCACUUCAUUGGAGGUCUUCAGAGGCUGGAUUGUUCUCUGAUAGGCUGGAUAGUCCUCUGAAGAUGGUCCAAAAUGCCUUUACCAAGAGGGAGGCUAGAAUCAUCUUGGAUAUAAGGUAGCAAGGUUUUUGAAAACGUUGUCUAGAGUUUUCUGGAAUAGGACAACCUACCACUUCUUCAAUCAAAAAAACCAAGAGCUAGGGCAAUCACCGGAAAAGCCUGUUUCUGGCUCCACCAGCAUCUUUGAUUAAAACAUUAUUUCUCGGUUAAGGUGGCAGAUCAAAUUUCCCAUAAGUACUCUUAGUAUAACAAUAACAGAAUUAACAUCCUAAUAAGCAGAUGUAAAUUAAUAGCACAAGGACACCUGGAAUUAUUUAAUACAACAUGUGUGAAAUUAUGGAAAAUUACAAUGAGUAUUUUAAAAAAUCAGUUCUACAAUUCUCCUUUGUUCAAAAAUCAACUGUAUCAUCUUCAUUUAAAGAGAUUUAAUUAAAAUAUAAAAUUAAUCAGUUAAUUAUGUUAAUUAAAACUACCAUCCUAUACCCCAUUUACCUGCUAUUAAAUCCCAUUAAGCUCAAUAGGGCUUUGUAAACAAUACAAGACAGUGUUAUAAGGUACUUCAGAUAGAGAAGUUACUUUCACUUGCCAAGUAAAUAUUGUGGUAAAAAAAAUUCCAAGCAAUAUUAACAAUUAAAAAAGGCACAAUCAUUUUUUAAAAUAUUAAUGAUAAAGAAUUACUUUUCUUUACUGUAUAUCCGACUAUUAUUAUGUUUGGUACUGCUAAAUAGCACAAAUGAUCCUGCUUAACUCAACUUCUGUCUGUAUUGAACUUACGGAAACUAAUGAUGCUUCAUAAAGAAAAAUUGCAUCACACAUUAGAAGUUCUAUUCAAAAUGCAUGCUUAAGUGCUGUAAGACAAUGGAGAAAAGUAAUGGCAGCCAAUCUGGGUGUAGCAAAUAAGCAUAUGUCAAAUAAAUAAACGAUACAUUUAGUAAAAUUCACUCGGUUCACAGAAAGCAAUUUAUUUAGAAGUCUAAACCACUUAGAAUUUAUGAUUAAGGCUGAUUUUAAGGCUGCUUAGGUAUUUAUAGUAUUGUACAAAGUUAUAUAUUCAAUUUUUAAACUAAGCUUUAAUAAAAGAGGCAUAGCUGAAAAAUUUACAGUAUGUAAUUCCUAAAGUUGGGAAAAGGUAGUAUAUAAACUCCAUAGAAACAAUUUAUGAUGAAUUGUUGAAUAAGGUGCGUAUCUUCAUCUAUAGCUGCUGGUAUUUGAGAUGGGUCAAGCCAACUUUGAUCUAUCUCAAAAAGAUAAGCAGGGUCAGACCAACGUAGUGCUUGAAUGAGCAAUUUUCAGGCAAUCCCAGGACGGUUGAUAGACUAUGAGAUUAAAAACAAAACUGGAAGCAAGGAAUGGUAAGUAACAUUAUUGUUGCCAUUAUUGUUGUACAUGAAAGUCAUCAGAAGUGAAGGCUGCUUUGUAAGAAAUCUAAUACUUAGCUACCUUUCCUCAUGUUAUCUGACAGCUGAAACAGAAAUAAAAACAGCCUAUUCUAUUUUACUUUGUUGGCAUUUGAGCCUCUGAAACUCAGGUGAGAUUCUCAGUGUACGGACUAACACAGUUUGAUGAAAUUGCUUUGAGAUGAAACCAAGCCCUGGCUGGGCAGAACAAAUAAACAAAGAACCUGGGCAGGAAUAAGAAUUUCAUCAAAAGACAUUGAGGGUUGUGGUAUCACAUGAGAUCUGAGCAUGUCUGUGGUCAAAGAGACAAGAAACAUGGAAAGCAAAAAGCUUGUGUUUUUAGGGAUUCCCAAUUCAUUCUGUAACAACUACAAAUUGAGAAUUCCUUCUCAUGUUUGUUGCAUUAUUUCCUUCCAUCCAGCUGAGAAGGAUACUUGAGGCUAAUUCAUACUUUAGUCCAGGGGUCUUCAAACUUGGCCCUUUUAUGACUCAUGGACUUCAACUCCCAGAAUUCCUCAGCCAGUGUGUCAAGUUUGAAGACCCCUGCUUUAGUCAUUCUUAUGGAGGAGCUGCAAACCCAGGUUCAGUAACAUGGUGCUCAGGUAGGGGGAAAAAAGCAAUUGAAACUAUAGUCCAUGGAACAAAUUUAAUGUCUCCUCCUCUUCCUCCUUAUCUUUUUGUUUUUAGCUGUAAGAUAAAUACAGCUUCCCUUCUGAAAAAUGUUGCAAACCUAAACAAACUACUGCACUAACAAGCCAUGGACUUAAAGUAAAACAGUGGUGAUAGAUAAACUUAUUCAUUUCCCAAUAAUCUUUCUGUCUUACCUGAGAUCACACACAAUCUGGAAAAUGCUGGCUUAAAGAUGUAAUUUUUAAAAUAAAUUUUUAAAAGGGGAAGAAAAGAUAUUUUCAACAAAUAAAAGUAGAGAUUUACUACACAUUUUAUUUACUAGACACAAAGAAACAUCUACCAAUAAAUUCAAGAUUAAUAAUUUAUUUGUUGCUUUGUUUGUUCCUUCUAAUCAGUGUUGACUCUUGGCAACUGCCUAAACAAGUCCCUGAAGUUUCUUGGCAAGAUUUCAGAAGUUGCCUAUUAUUUAUGCCUAAGGAUAGGAAGGCUCCAAAAGAGGGAGCGCAUCGGACGUUGAGAAACACCACGCGGGGACCCGGGAAACAAGGCGACGCAGCGCAGUCCCGCCAGCCAGGGACCGGCGGCGUUGCAGCGCGAGGGGCCAGUAUCCACGUGCCGAUUCCCUCCAGCGCCCCGCGAUCGACCAAUACUCCCGCGAGAAAGCAGCCAAUGACAAGGAGCGGCUGUCAGCAGUAAACACCGUUCCUCCCUCCCUCACCUCGCACUAGACACGCACGCGUCGACCUUCCGCUGCUUCGGAGCGCUGCUCCUGAACUCGCAACAAGUCGCCGCACAAGUGCAAAAACAACAACAAAAAAAACACCCGGGUUGGGGGGGGCAUCUCGCAAAAAUUAGGCAACGUGGCGCGAGCUUUUUUACUUUUUUUUUUAAAAAAACCCAACUCCCCCCCUCCCUUCAGAAGAAAUAUUUCUGGGUGUUUAAUCUGAACUCGAGACUGCCUUACAAAGAGGAGGGAUUUUUGUUUUGUUUAAAGGGGGGGGUGAAAAGCGCGAGGGGCAAAACGAGGAAGUGAAGGAUUUUCUUUUUCUUUCUUUCUUUAUUUUUUUGUUGAAGUUUUAUAAUCGGCUGCGCGGUUGAGUAACAUUUCUAUUUCCCCGUUGUAAAUUGGUUGCGUGAAGAAAGACGGGUAUAACUCGGAGAGGGAUGUGCCUCCUCUUUAAAAAAAACUAGAGUUGUUCAAGGCAGGAACCUUCGUCUUGGAACCGGGCAGAGAAUCAAUAACACAGAAGGGAGCAGCAGGAGCAGCAACUUGGGUAAGAAUCAAGCGAAGGAGUCCUGGCAGGGGAACAAAAAAAAAGACAAAAAUAAAAAAAAGGUGGGUACAAUAAUUCUCCUUACCUUUCCCUUCGUUUCUCUUUCUUCCCUCUCCAGCUUCCCCAACCCUCUUUCUUUUGUGGCGACGAAAACUGGUAGGGAAACGCGUCCCUGGAUCCCUUGGCUUAACCGUACUUCCCUUUUAAGAGAACCACCGCGCGGGAAAGGUUGGCGACCGGCAAUAGAAAAGCUGCUGACAAGCGACGCCUCAGCUCAGAACCGAGAGCCUCCUUCUUUAGGUGCCCGGCGAGCGGCGGCUCCCAAGUCCGUUUCGCCCUUCGCGUCACGGGACCGGGCGGAGAGGGCGCGCGUGUGUUUGGGUCGCGAGGGGAAAAAAACAACAACAACACGCGAAGUUUUCUUGAGAGGACGGCUCUGUUUUGGGGGCGGGGGGGGGAGGAGAGCCGCCGUGAGGUGGAGGGGCGCUCGGUUGCCGCCCUGGUGCCUUUUUCAGAGGACCGGGAUAAUCGCCUCGGAGAGUAAGGCCUUCGGAACGAAACGCAUCAUUUGAGAAAAAAAUUCGCCUGGCUCUUUUUUCGCGAGAAUUCCCAGUUCGGUCGCCUCUUACAGUGCCAUCUCGGGUUUCUUGCCUCCGUCGCUUGGGUCGCUAGAGUAACAAACGUGACAUACCGGACAUCCAGUUACUUCUCAAUUGCUUCUCUUUGUGGAAGAAAAGUGAGUAACCUCCAUGGAAGAUUCUCAGGAUUUAAAUGAACAGUCAGUGAAAAAAACGUGCCCAGAUUCAGAUGUUUCAGAAUCUCAGAAUUCCAGAUCUAUGGAAAUGCAGGAUCUAGCGAGUCCUCAUAAUCUUGUGGGAAGCAGUGAAGCACCAGGUAGCUCUAAACUGGACAAAUCUAACCUUAGCACCACAUCUGUUACAACAAAUGGAACAGGCGGAGACAACAUGACUGUUUUAAACACUGCAGACUGGUUGUUGAGUUGCAGCACUCCUUCUUCUGCAACAAUGUCUCUUCUUGCAGUCAAAACAGAGCCUAUGAACAGUAAUGACUCAACAACAACAACAAGUGGAGAUGGAUCUCUUGACAAUUUUACUGGGUCAGUGAUAACGAGCAGUGGCUACAGUCCAAGAUCAUCACAUCAAUACUCACCGCAGUUAUAUCCCUCCAAGCCCUAUCCACAUAUUCUUUCUACACCAGCAGCUCAAACAAUGUCUGCCUAUGCCAGUCAAACCCAGUAUUCAGGAAUGCAGCAACCAGCAGUGUAUACAGCCUACUCACAGACUGGGCAACCUUACAGCUUACCUGCUUACGAUUUGGGUGUAAUGUUGCCGGGUAUCAAGACAGAAAGUGGACUUUCACAAACACAAUCACCACUGCAGACUGGGUGUCUUAGUUACAGCCCAGGGUUCUCCACACCACAGCCAGGCCAAGCACCAUAUUCAUACCAAAUGCCAGGUUCUAGUUUUACACCAUCCUCCACUAUUUAUGCAAAUAAUUCAGUAUCAAAUUCUACAAACUUCAAUAGUUCACAACAGGAUUAUCCAUCAUAUGCAGCUUUCAGCCAAAAUCAAUAUCCACAGUAUUAUUCAGCAUCAACAUAUGGAGCAUAUAUGACAUCAAAUAAUACCACAGAUGGCACCUCUUCAUCCUCAUCAACAUACCAGCUGCAAGAAUCCCUUCCAGGUCUUACUAGCCAACCAGGAGAGUUUGAUGCUGUGCAGAGCCCUUCAACUCCAAUCAAAGAGCUUGAUGAAAGAACAUGUAGGAGUUCUGGGUCAAAAUCAAGGGGCAGAGGGAGGAAAAAUAACCCAUCUCCUCCUCCUGAUAGUGACUUGGAGCGUGUAUUUGUUUGGGAUUUGGAUGAAACUAUCAUUGUCUUCCAUUCGCUUCUUACAGGAUCUUAUGCACAGAAAUAUGGAAAGGAUCCACCUGUAGCGGUGACUCUUGGACUUCGGAUGGAAGAAAUGAUUUUUAAUCUUGCAGAUACUCAUUUAUUUUUCAAUGAUUUGGAGGAAUGUGAUCAAGUACAUAUAGAUGAUGUAUCCUCAGAUGACAAUGGACAAGACCUAAGUACCUACAGUUUUGCAACUGAUGGCUUCCAUGCAGCUGCAAGUAGUGCAAACCUUUGUCUGCCAACAGGUGUAAGAGGAGGAGUUGACUGGAUGAGGAAGCUGGCAUUCCGUUACAGAAGAGUCAAAGAAUUAUAUAAUACUUAUAAAAACAAUGUAGGAGGACUUCUUGGCCCUGCAAAAAGAGAUGCAUGGCUACAGUUAAGAGCAGAGAUUGAAGCUCUCACUGACUCCUGGCUGACCAAUGCACUUAAAUCUUUAUCAAUUAUUAGUACAAGGAGUAACUGUGUAAAUGUCUUGGUAACAACAACUCAACUUGUACCAGCCCUAGCAAAAGUGCUUCUGUAUAGCUUAGGAGGUGUUUUUCCUAUUGAAAAUAUUUACAGUGCAACUAAAAUAGGAAAAGAAAGUUGCUUUGAACGAAUAAUGCAAAGGUUUGGCAGAAAAGUAGUAUAUGUUGUAAUUGGGGAUGGUGUAGAAGAAGAACAGGCAGCAAAAAAGCAUAACAUGCCUUUCUGGAGAAUAUCUAGCCACUCUGACCUCCUGGCUCUACACCAAGCGCUGGAAUUAGAGUAUUUGUAACUGUUCUUUUUUAUACAUAUUUCAAAGUACACUGAUUUUUUUUUUUAACUUUGGAUAUGGUGCCUCCGGCUUUACACAUAUUAUCGUCUUAAAAAGAAAGAGCAAUAUAUGGAUUCCAUUGCAAAGAAUUCAGAUCACUGAAUGGAGACACGCGUUUUAAUGCGACACAAGGAUUCUCGACAUGGUCUUAUAUAUUCAGCAUUUUGAUGAUUGAAGAACUGGAAAAAUGGUUGCUGGUACACACCAAAUGAGCCCUAGCCAGAGUGAACAAGGUUUGCAGUAGACAAGGAGAAGGAGAAGAAUGAAUGAAUGCAUUUUGUGAAUGACAAGGGUGUUAUUCAACAACAUUCCUCACUAUGAGAUAUAUUCUCAGCACGGAGGUUUGAAUCAAACUUUAGGCUACCUAACCUGACCCAGAAAAUUGGGAUGCACUUGGACUAUACAUUGGCAGUCCUGUCUCAAUCUGUAAUAGGUGUAAAUUAUUAAUGAAAAUGAUUUACCGUGACAUUAGCAACUGACUUUGGAAGUGGAUGCAAUUUAUUAUAUUUUGUUUUGUUUUGUUUUGAAGGUGUGUGGAAAGGGGUAUAUAAUAAUAAUUGUCUCUUUUAUAAACUUGGCAGACAGAAUGUGCAUAAUGAUGUGUUGUGCCUUAAAUGACAAGAUCUUGUUUGUGUGUUACAGUGUAACAUUGGUUUAAAAUUAUGUAGAUAAAAAGAUAAAAAUCUUUGUGAUAAUUUUUGACAUGACCAAAUUUCAAAUUCAAUUAAUCGGUACUGCAUAAAAGCAGUUUAAAUGUUUGUUGCAGUAAGAGAAAAAAAAUAUAUAACUGAAAGUUAGUGCUUUUAUUUAGAUUCUUAAUAAUUCCACUGAUUGUAUGCAAAUACUUUUUUAAAAAAUGUCAAGAGGUUGGAACAUUGGGUACUGUGAGCAGAUAGUUAACAUGACAAAUUAUUUGACAAUUUUUCCUUAAUUUUUGUGUUAAAAAAGAAUUAUACACAUGGAUAACUUGUGCUGCAAUGAGUUUAAUUUAUGGUACACAGUAUGUGUAAAAAAAAAAAAAAUCCCAGCAGCUACUCUUACCUAUUGACCUGGUAUCAAAUUAUAAUGUAGUAUAUUUAACAUUCAGUAAGGUACAUAUAAAUAUGGCUGAAUGUGAUCCAGUGAAACUUUUAAGUAAAA
This is a messenger RNA of Crotalus tigris (Tiger rattlesnake), 7566 nucleotides long. RefSeq names its product EYA transcriptional coactivator and phosphatase 4 (gene EYA4). The record is from RefSeq and is a predicted model, not a curated record. Gene Ontology annotation, cellular component: nucleus. Gene Ontology annotation, molecular function: protein tyrosine phosphatase activity. The transcript has 21 exons. The coding region runs from base 4465 to 6387 and encodes 640 amino acids. NCBI's taxonomy places the organism in Eukaryota, Metazoa, Chordata, Lepidosauria, Squamata, Viperidae. Gene Ontology annotation, biological process: cell differentiation; positive regulation of DNA repair; multicellular organism development.